Messenger RNA from Eimeria acervulina, 357 nucleotides. Its product is annotated as actin depolymerizing factor, putative. Gene Ontology annotation, biological process: actin filament depolymerization. Gene Ontology annotation, cellular component: actin cytoskeleton; cytoplasm. Gene Ontology annotation, molecular function: actin filament binding. Lineage: Eukaryota; Apicomplexa; Conoidasida; Eucoccidiorida; Eimeriidae. The record is from RefSeq and is a predicted model, not a curated record. Bases 1 to 357 code for a protein of 118 amino acids. The transcript is spliced from 2 exons.
AUGGCGAGCGGAAUGCCAGUUAAUGAGGACUGCGUGACAACUUUUAACGAGUUGAAGCUCCGCCAUGCCUUUAAAUGGAUUAUAUUCAAGAUCGACCAUGACGAGAUCGUCGUGGAGAAGAAGGGAUCAAGCGGCGCCGCUGAUUUCUCUAAAGAACUCCCUGCAAGUGAUUGCAGAUACGCAGUGUACGAUGAGGGCCAGCGCAUUCACUUCAUCCUCUGGUCUCCAGACUGCGCCCCUGUGAAGCCCCGCAUGAUUUAUUCCUCUUCUAAGGACGCCUUGGCGAAGAAGUUGGAGGGCACUAUGGCUACAACUCUGGAGGCCCACGAGCUGUCUGACCUCAGCGUGCUUAACUAG